This is a messenger RNA of Acipenser ruthenus (sterlet), 8072 nucleotides long. RefSeq lists its product as uncharacterized. The transcript is spliced from 4 exons. Gene Ontology annotation, molecular function: nucleic acid binding. NCBI's taxonomy places the organism in Eukaryota, Metazoa, Chordata, Actinopteri, Acipenseriformes, Acipenseridae. Gene Ontology annotation, biological process: DNA integration. The record is from RefSeq and is a predicted model, not a curated record. The coding region runs from base 862 to 6768 and encodes 1968 amino acids.
UGUAUGCAAGCGCUAAAUAUUGUACUGUUGUUAUAGGGCAGUCAUUGCUAUUAAUUCUCUUGAAUCAGCUGCACCUGUUACUCUCCUUCUGUUUUGCUUGCCCAGCCGCCCAGCCUUGCUCCUCAUUAUCACUUCUUCUGCCUGUUAUGUGCUGAGAUUGCUUUGUGUCUGUUAAAACUUUACAUCAAGCUGUACAAAUUUACCAAAUGCUUUACCUGCAUUGCAAUGGUUUUCCGUGUUUUUACUAUGCUUUAUUACACUUGGCUAUACUAUGGAGGACUUUUAUAAGGGUAACUGCAGCAAUAGGAGAAUACCCCUUGAAAUCGGGAUUAGUCCUGUCAUGUUAUAUGUAAUUACUGCUUAUUUUUUUAGAGCCACCUAGUGGUCGUUUAAGGACAUUCAGGUUAUUUCUAUUACAAUUCAUUGCAUUUUCUUUAUUGGCCAAUUGAAGUCAUGUGACUUAGAGGUCAUAGUUCAGACCUGCCAUUUUUAUUAGUAUUUACAAGUAAACAUACAGUAAGCAUUGCAAUCUACUGCCAUCUGACCGUGCUGAGCCUUGGAGAAGCUUUGCUUUUUCACAUUGUCACGGAGUGGAUAAUGAGAAUCAAGACAUUCAAGUAAAGACAUCUUUAUUUUACUUCUGCGCCUGAUUCGUCAUUUAAGCUCCUCAUGUUUAGCUAUCUGUCGAUUCAUGCCAAGUUACGCAUGCAAGGGACAGAAUAGUGAAAAAGCAGCAUCACGGCGGGCUCUGCACAGUAGUUUCAAGGAAAUCAGACCACAGUUAAAAACAGCUACCACUCGUUCUCCCUCUGCUUCCAAAUUCAUCACGCUCCUUUGACCUAAGAAAGGUCAACAAGUAAGAUGACAGACAACGGGGGUAAAAAGGAGAUGCAGGAAGCACCUCAACUCAAAGAUACCGCAGAUCUGCAGCAGUCACUGGAGACCAGGUCGGUUGUAUCUGUUUCUUCCAAAGCAUCUAGCAAAUCAGUCAUAUCUAGUUCUUCCAGAGGAUCUAGCAAGUUAUCUGCUUCUAUGACAGCAGCUAAAGCACGCGCUAGAGUGGAAGCUGCACGCGCUCGCUCUGCCUUUGUUAAGAGGGAAACAGAAGUUAUGGUAGAAAAGGCCCAAUUGAAAGUACAAGAGGCUCAUAUGGAAGCCGCUUUAGCUAUUCUGCAACAUGAAAAGGAAGUUGCUGCAGCCACGGCAGAGGCCGAAGUUCUCGAAAUCGCGGCAGCAGAACUGGAGCAAGGAGAAGACGGUAGGAAAGUGGACAUUGGAUUCACCCCUCACGAUUCAAAGAAGCUCACCUCAGAUUACGUUGAGCAUCACUCCAAACUACAUUCAAGUCAGCUGUCGCUGCAUAGCCUGGAACCAUUCACACCGCCACUUCAACUACAUGACGACUGCAGUGAUCAAGUCCAAACAGAUGCACUUCACCACAUCACUCGUGCCGGUGACAGACCAAGGCAGAACCCCAAACCAAACAAGCUCCCUUUAAGAGACGUAAGCGGGGAUAACAUGCACCUGCCAGCAGCCCAUUUCGACCCUGCUCUACAGCCACGCACGCCAUUUCCCAGCAAGGCAAUACCACAGGUACCCACUCACAACACAACAGGUAUGAAUGACAUUGCAAUGUACUUAGUGCGCCGUGAGCUCGUGAACUCUGGGCUCGUCAAGUUCGAUGACUGCCCAGAGAAUUACUGGGCUUGGAAGUCUUCUUUCACCAAUGCAAUGGAAGGUCUGCAUUUAACCGCCAGCGAAGAGCUCGAUCUCCUAACAAAGUGGUUAGGGCCUCAAUCUUCAGAACACGUGAAGAGGAUCAGAGCUGUUCAUGUCAGUCAACCGGCCGCUGGGCUUAAGAUGGCUUGGGAGCGCUUGGAGGAGUGCUACGGCUCACCUGAGGUAAUAGAAAAGGCUCUUUUUGAGAAGUUGGAGAAGUUUCCCAAGAUCAGCAAUAAAGAUCCCCUAAAACUUAGAGAGCUUGGAGAUCUGCUGCGAGAAUUAGAGUGUGCCAAGUCAGAGGGCUACCUACCUGGGCUCACCUACCUGGACACUGCACGGGGCGUCAACCCUAUUGUAGAGAAGUUGCCAUAUGGGCUACAAGAGAAAUGGAUGGCGCGGGGAUCUCAGUACAAGCGACAGUUCCAUGUUCCAUUUCCUCCAUUCUCAUUCUUUACCAGUUUCGUUUGCAGAGAAGCUCACACCAGAAAUGAUCCCAGCUUCAACCUUUGCUCAGCUAGUGCAAGUCCAUUAAGGAGUGAGCUGCCUGGUAAAAGGUACGGACACACUAAGAGCCAUGUCUCUGCACACAAGACAGAGAUCACCCCUACACCUACCUCCAGUCGUACUGAGAGCCCUAAAGGUAGGCCAGAUGUGGACAGACAAUGCCCUAUUCACAAAAAGCCUCAUCCUCUGAAGCGUUGCCGAGGCUUCCGAAGUAAGACCCUUGAAGAGCGGAAAGCAUUCCUCAAAGAAAAUGGAACCUGUUUCAGAUGCUGCUCAUCUAAUAAUCACUUUGCGAAGGACUGCAAGGUAGCUGUCCAGUGCAAAGAAUGUAACAGCGAUAGACAUGUCACAGCCCUCCACCCUGGUCCAGCCCCUUGGACCUUAAAAGGCCCAGACUCAGAGCAUGGCGGGGAGGAAGAAGGAGAGAAACCCCCAUCCGAUGUCAACUCCAAAUGCACAGAAGUCUGUGGAGAAGGCCUAAGCCCUAAGUCAUGCUCUAAAAUCUGCCUGAUAAAGGUGUUCCCAAAAGGUAAUUCAGAGAGGUCAGCAAGAGUAUAUGCAAUCCUCGACGACCAGAGCAAUAAGUCACUUGCCAGGUCUGAGUUCUUUGACCUAUUCAACCUCGAAGGGACAGACUCUCCCUACACUCUUCGCACAUGUUCAGGAGUCACAGAGACGUCUGGGAGAAGAGCCACUGGUUUCCUUGCUGAGUCUUUAGAUGGAGGGACGAGUGUGCUACUUCCCACGCUCAUUGAGUGCAAUCAUAUGCCGGAUGAUAGGUCAGAGAUACCCACUCCAGAGGCUGCGAAACACCACUCCCAUAUGAAGUCUAUUGCUCACCUUAUCCCGGCACUAGACCCGAAUGCCCAGAUUCUCCUCUUACUGGGGCGUGACAUCCUGCAGGUCCAUAAGGUCAGAGAACAGCGCAAUGGCCCACACAAUGCCCCAUAUGCUCAAAGACUCGACCUUGGAUGGGUCGUGGUCGGCGACGUCUGUUUGGGUACAGCGCACAAGCUAGGAACGGUCAAAACAUAUCGGACAAAUGUUCUCGACAAUGGUCACCCAUCACACUUCAGUCCAUGCCCAAACCAUCUCUACUUGAAGGAGAAGUUCGCCGCAAAGAAUAGCUAUCAAACUCUUCCUUCGUACAGCCUUGCCUUGGACUCCAAAGACAGCACACUGGGAACCACAAUCUUUGAGAGAACGAAGGACGACGAAAAGAUGGCACCUUCAAUCGAAGACAGGCUAUUCCUAGAGUUGAUGGACAAGGAGAUGUUCAUGGAUGACAGUAACAGCUGGGUGGCACCUCUUCCGUUUAGAUCACCUAGGCCUCACCUGCCUAACAACAGAGAGCAAGCUCUCAGCCGUCUUGCAUCUCUCUGUCGCACGCUGGAGAAAAAGCCUGAAAUGAAGGACCACUUUGUGGCUUUCAUGCAGAAGAUCUUUGACCGUGACCACGCUGAGCAAGCUCCACCACUGAAAGAGGGUGAAGAAUGCUGGUACCUGCCGACAUUUGGGGUGUACCAUCCACGUAAGCCAGGUCAGAUUAGGGUCGUGUUUGACUCCAGCGCUCAGCAUCUUGGCGUUUCAUUAAACGACGUGCUGUUGACCGGCCCAAACCUGAACAACAGCCUACUAGGGGUCCUGUUACGCUUCAGAUGUGAACGAGUUGCCAUUACUGCAGAUAUCGAGCAGAUGUUUCACAGCUUUCUUGUCAGGGAAGAUCACAGGAACUUCCUCAGAUUCCUAUGGUACAGAGACAACGACUCCAGCAAAGACAUUAUCGAGUACAGGAUGAAGGUGCAUGUAUUCGGUAAUAGCCCCUCACCUGCCGUCGCAGUCUAUGGUCUCAGGUGUGCUGCAAGUCAUGAAGAAGUUGAGUAUGGCGCGGAUGUCAGGCACUUCGUAGAGAGGGACUUCUAUGUUGACGACGGGCUCAAGUCUUUGCCCACUGCUGCUGAGGCUAUUGACCUGCUCAAGAGGACACAGAAAGCACUUGCCAUCUCCAACCUGAGACUCCAUAAGGUAGCAUCAAAUAGUGCCAUGGUCAUGGAAGCCUUUCCCUCAGACGAUCAUGCGAAGGAUCUAAAGGAUUUAGAUCUUGAUGUUGACUCACCCCCCGUACAGCGCAGUCUUGGAUUGAGCUGGAACCUCAAACGGGAUGCAUUUACAUUCUGCGUAACAACAAGUGAAAAGCCAUUCACACGUAGAGGUGUCUUAGCGACCAUCAACAGCCUGUUCGACCCUCUUGGCUUUGUGGCACCCAUUACCAUUCAAGGUAAACUCUUACUACGAGAACUCACUAAUGUGGCCCUUGACUGGGACACUCCUCUCCCACAGGAAAAGGAGGCUGAAUGGAAUGCAUGGAGGGACUCCUUGCAAGACCUUCAACAGUUUGAAACACCUCGUGCUUACACUGCAACCUUCCUCUCGAAAGCUCAAAGGAAAGAAAUUCACAUCUUCUCAGAUGCUUCAGUAAAGGCCAUAGCUGCUGUAGCAUAUCUGAGGGUAAUGGAUCACGAAGGAGUAUGGCAUGUUGGUUUCAUCCUAGGAAGGGCAAAGUUGGCUCCGCAGUCCGUCCACACAAUCCCAAGAUUGGAGCUAGGUGCUGCCGUUCUGGCAGUUGAGGUCGCAGAGCUGAUCGUAUGCGAGAUGGACAUCGAGCUAGGUGCUGUGGAGUUCUAUACAGAUAGCAAAGUGGUGUUGGGGUACAUCUGUAACCAAACCAGAAGGUUCUAUGUGUACGUCAGCAAUAGAGUACAACGGAUCAGAAGGUUCUCACGUCCUGAACAGUGGCACUAUGUUCAUACAGCCCAGAAUCCAGCGGAUAUUGCUACACGGUCUGUGCCCGCUGCUCACUUGUCCCAAACUACAUGGCUUACAGGACCUGCUUUCCUGUUGCAUACUGGGGAGACUCGUACCACAGAAGAGAUGUCGUACGAACUCAUCGAUCCUGAGUCGGACGUAGAGGUACGUUCACAUGUCACUACAUGUCAGAAUAUUGGUCUCGGAGCCUAUCGCUUUGGACGGUUUUCCUCUUGGAAAUCCCUCACACGCGCCGUGGCUUCCCUCGUCCAUAUCAGCCAUUGUUACAAGACUACUGACCACGAGCAGAAAGAGAACUGCAAUGGCUGGCAUCACUGCACCAAGCCUCAUACAAGUGAUGAGCUUGCCAAAGCCAAAGCUGUCAUUAUUGGAUGCACCCAAAGAGAGGCCUAUAAGGUGGAAUUUACCUGCUUGGAAAAGGGAAAGGAAAUUCCAAAAAACAGUCCAUUGAGAAAGCUCAACCCCAUCAUUGAUGAAGAGGGCCUCCUGAGGAUUGGAGGACGGCUAAAACAUUCUGCCCUAAACACAGCAGAGAAACACCCCCUCAUCAUACCUGGCCGCAGUCAUGUUGCUACUCUACUCACAAACUACUACCAUGAAAGAGUCAAGCAUCAGGGCCGCGUUUUCACAGAGGGAGCUAUCCGAACAGGAGGGAUCUGGAUUGUCGGAGCAAAGAGGUGCAUCAACAGUAACCUCCGCAAGUGUGUCACUUGCAAAAAACUAAGUGGAAGGACAGCAGAGCAGAAGAUGGCAGACCUCCCCUCAGACCGCCUUAGCGCAGAACCACCCUUUACAUACGUCGGACUGGAUGUGUUCGGCCCCUGGACCAUCGCUUCUCGCCGCACACGAGGAGGUCAAGCCAACAGUAAAAGGUGGGCAGUGCUCUUUACCUGCAUGAGCGUUCGAGCUGUGCAUAUUGAAUUGAUUGAGUCCAUGGACACGUCUAGUUUUAUCAACGCAUUGCGACGAUUCUUCGCUCUUCGUGGGCCCGCAAAGCAGAUCAGGUCAGACUGUGGCACAAAUUUCAUAGGGGCUUGCAAAGAACUGAAGAUUCUUCUGGCUGACACCAACAAACCCAGUGUGAGAAAGUACUUAGGUGAGGAGGGCUGCACCUGGAUCUUUAACCCACCGCAUUCAUCCCACAUGGGCGGAGCUUGGGAACGUAUGAUUGGGAUCUCAAGACGCAUACUGGACUCCAUGCUCCAACAAAUUGGUCCCUCUCGCCUCACUCAUGAGGUGCUGUCCACCCUCAUGGCAGAAGUUACAACAAUAAUGAAUGCCAGACCCUUGACGCCCAUUUCCACGGAUCCAGACUCACCUUUCCUGCUGACCCCUGCUAUGGUUCUCACUCAAAAGGUCUGCACUCCUUUACCACCUCCGGGAGCCUUUGACAACACAGAUCUCUACCGUCAGCAGUGGAAGAAAGUUCAGCAUCUCGCUAACACCUUUUGGGAGAGGUGGAGGCGAGAAUACUUAGCAACUCUCCAGAGUCGCAGCAAAUGGCAAGAGGAUCGUCCCAACAUUAAAGUGGGCGACCUGGUCCUGCUAAAAGAUAGCCAAGUAAAGCGGAACGAGUGGCCCUUGGCGCUCGUCACAGAGGCAUUUCUUGACAGUGACGGAAAGGUUAGGAAGGUUGAGCUGAAAGUCACUAAACAUGGAACGCCAAGAACCUUCUUCAGGCCAGUUUCCGAAGUGGUACUUCUCAUGUCACCAUAGAGAUGGUCUUUAUGGGACUUUGCAUCGCCUCAUCUUAGUUUAUGCCACAUUCCCUACUACCUUACGGUAUAUGUUGAAAAAUUAAUAGUGGUAUUUGUUCAAUACCAGGCGGGGAGUGUCAUGUUAUAUGUAAUUACUGCUUAUUUUUUUAGAGCCACCUAGUGGUCGUUUAAGGACAUUCAGGUUAUUUCUAUUACAAUUCAUUGCAUUUUCUUUAUUGGCCAAUUGAAGUCAUGUGACUUAGAGGUCAUAGUUCAGACCUGCCAUUUUUAUUAGUAUUUACAAGUAAACAUACAGUAAGCAUUGCAAUCUACUGCCAUCUGACCGUGCUGAGCCUUGGAGAAGCUUUGCUUUUUCACAUUGUCACGGAGUGGAUAAUGAGAAUCAAGACAUUCAAGUAAAGACAUCUUUAUUUUACUUCUGCGCCUGAUUCGUCAUUUAAGCUCCUCAUGUUUAGCUAUCUGUCGAUUCAUGCCAAGUUACGCAUGCAAGGGACAGAAUAAGUCCUGUGAAAUAGCGCAUACCUUGUCGUUACGUGACCAACAGUGUGAUUUGUACACACUACUAUAUGAAAUAUUGCUUUCUAUGUAUCGGUGUCAAUAUUUUUAUUUGAAUGAUUUCAAAAAGCGUUUAUAUUUCAUCUUGUUUUCAACAAUACUGAAUUAAACAAAACAAAGUAUCGCUAAUUUCAUUCAUGUGUUCGUGUUUACAAGGAUUCCGACAUUGUCGCUAUAAUCAAAUAAGUCUGAACAACAGAAUAGAAAAGGAGGUGGAAGUCUUUGAAAUUAUGUAUGUUCGCGCACAGACCAGUAUACAUUCCUCAUGUAAACAGCAACCGAGUUUGAUUCAUGAAACUACCAGGUGGGGGACGCGAGUCCUGGUGCGAGCUGCGCAGUUCAACUGCGCAGAAUCAAUCCGAAAGCACCUUUGAAGUUUACAGUCCUGUUCGGCUUCUUUCAAUGACCGAAAAACUAGAGCAGAGUUUAGGCAUAUGUUUUGUGACAAAAUGAACAUAAGUAAAUAACAAUAAUUUUUAACAGCCUACUAAUUCGACUGACAGUGCUAUAUUAAUAAAAUGAAAUGACAUUUUAAGUAAAGCAGCUUAUAAAUCAUCCUAGUAACAGAGCUUUACUAGAAAACAAAGGGUUUGUACUAUGCGACAAUUCGGAAGUGUUUUAAAAGUCAAAAUCGUUUUGUUGAUCCUGUUUCUUCUUUCUUUUAUCACACCAUUGAUCUAUGUAUGGUUAAUUGAAGAUAGGAUUGUGAUCCCUAUGCAAGUUCAUAAGGAUUUUGAACGAAGUGUG